Pocillopora meandrina is the source of this 22405-nucleotide messenger RNA. Lineage: Eukaryota; Metazoa; Cnidaria; Anthozoa; Scleractinia; Pocilloporidae. The record is from the annotation of a GenBank genome assembly.
AUGACUUACAGCAUGGCGCUAUCGAAACACUCUUCUGAUAUUGAGGUACGCCUUGACAGUUUUUGAUCAUAAAAAUGACAUUCUCUACGUAGGAACUUUCUCUCUUCCUUGGUUUCGCCUUGGACCAUGUGACGCACCAUUCUUAUGAAAGGAGCAGUUACGACUUCGAAGUGGGACUCAAUAUCACUUUAUCUCCUAUUAAUUUGAUCGUGAUUUUGUUGAUCGUGGUUUUAUUGUUACCAAUUUUCAUUAAGUGAGGCAUGACUACUCGAAUAAUUGAGCUUGAAAGAGAGAACGGCGUGCUGGUCAUAAGAUAGAAUUGGGGCGUAAGAUAGAAUAAUAUGUAUUGUCUGUAACUUGAACACUCGAUGUUAUAAGCUAGUUAGUCGAAGAAGCAUAUUUUGGGUAAUUAUUCGUCAGCUGGAAUCGUUGAGGUGAGUACAAUAGUUGUAAGUCUCGCGCAAUUUAGUUCUUAGCGUAGCUGUAGAGUAGUUGUGUAACUGUUUGAACGCGCGAUUUUUAUACUUUGUAGUACCUAUUUACUGAGGGGGAGGGCUGGACGGGAGGUCCGUAAGUCAUGACCGAGCGCUAGAUAUAUUAUUUUGGCCCUUUCUCUCAGUCAAUCAUACAAAAUUGACGAUCAUUACAAACUUAACAAUCAUUGCAAAUUGUAUCCAAAGCACGGCCAUGCCUCGAUCUACACCUCGCGAACUCAGAAAGUUGUCCAUUGUAAAUUAGGGGAUAUGUUCUGAGAUUGUUCAAAGUGAAACUCAGCACACAAAAUCCUUAUACUGAUUAAUCAAAUCUACAAUUAAUUUGAGAAACAGGAAGUCAUCUGUCACAUUUAUAUUGAAAACUGUAACAGUUGCAUAAGAACCCAGCAGUAUAUAUAUGACAUGAACUGUCCACAACACAGCCAUGAUCCAUAAACUGUCCCAUCACUCUUUUCAAUGACACUGUCCUGUAAGUGUUCAAUUAGAGCAUCACCAAUCACAAUUGAGAAUUUUGUUUGAUUAUUAUAGUUAAUUCCCCCUAUACUUCAUUGCCCACCCAAACUGAACAACAUCUUCAUCAAAAAGUAGCCUGUGCACAUUUUAAAACAAAAUAAUGCCAUUAUCAUUGGUGAAGACCUGCAAGUGCUGUGAAUUGUGAUUUUCCUUAAAAUGAGCCCAGUGAUACCUUUUUUUUUUUCACAAUUUUGAUGAGAGUUUUGUUUUUAUACAGAAAUACCUUAUAAACUGAAACUCAUUGUUGCAUUGUUAGCAAUGACUUAGAUUGAUAUUACCUGGCCCAUUUAUCAUAACAGAACCUACUUGCCCUCAAUCCCAAGACAAAGCCACACGCAAGUUUGGUUUCUACAUCAACAACAAAGUCCAACAGAAAAUUUUGGAAGAGGAAUCAGGAAAAGGGCUGUUCUGUAAGUGGCAGGUCUAUGUUAAUAUACGCAUUUGACGGUUAGCACAAAAAGUCAUUCUUAAGAUUAUUAGUGGAACCUCACUGCAAAUGCCAUAAUUGCUUCCUCUUAGAUGAUUCUUGAAAUGUUUAAUAGUGAUAAUUUUCUUAGCAAUUUCACCUAUACUUGGAAAGCUACAUUAAUUGUGCAGCAGGAUAUAAUGUUUAGUUAGUAAUGGAAUGCUUGAUAAUCAUCCAUUGCUCAGGUUUUCUGUACCUAAUUUUGUUGUUAUGUACAUUGUACUUUACAUUGAUGCAUAUUACACUUUUUGUAAUCCAUUGCUUUCAAUUGCAAUAUUGUGUGGCUGAUGCUUGUGGGCAAUAUAACACAGACCUGGAUUAGCUAAGUGCCAGGGCAAAAAGAGCAUCACAUUUCCACACUGCUCAUAAGCUGAUUAUGGUCUUUCCUUAUAAAAACCGGAAAGAUGACCGAUAUGAGUACAUGUACUGAAAAUUAAAGAAAGCAGCUACACAUGUGGGACACAAUGGAAAAAGGAAGCAGCUAAGAGUACAUUGAUUCAGAAGUAUUUACCUUGGAGAAAAAAUAACAACUCUGACAAGAAAACCCUGAGUUUAAUAGGUAACCAUCCAGAAUAAUUUUUUUGUGGGUCAACAUGCACAGGUAGAGGUUUCAGACUACCUGAAAGUUUGUGUAACCCUCAUCAUCUUUUCUGGAUGUUAUUUGCAAAGUUUUUGAGCUAUCGGUGGUAAGAACAACCUGGUGUGCUAAGUUAAUGCAUUUUUAACAAAGAGGAACCAAGGGCAAAAAUUCUUUCAAUUUAUUUAAUACGUUUCUUGAACUCAAUUUGUUAGAUUCCAUUGCAUGGCAGAAAUAUAUAGCUAUUAUUACAAAAAUUCAAAGUUUACUGAGUUGUAUGUGUAGCCAAGUCCAAAAAGCACUGGCAGAUUUGUCAUACAUCCAUAGCAGAAGACAAAAAAAGAUAAUUAUUUGUAAGAUUCCAAAAAUUGCACAUGAUAACCCUGUUAUUAAGUAGUUAAUAAUACUAUGCCUAUGGUAUUAAUAAAGGUGGGAUUGUUUACUUAAUUUACUCUCCAAAGACAAUCUGACUAACUGUCCAAACAUUAAAUCAGUAACUAAAUAGGGUCAUUUUACUUUUUGAUCAUGUUUUUUGAUUGAUCAUUUAGAGUUGUGAAAGUCUUGUGAACAACUUUGAUGAUGUCAAACAUACAACCUUGAGUGAAAGGGCAGCUUUAAGGGAGGCAGCAAGGUAUCUUAAAGGUUAUUUUUUGUACUUGUUGUAUACUUAUAUAUAUUUGACUGUGUAACUGAAUUUUGUAUUGCGCUAAGAUAUUUAAUAUGAGUUGUUAUGGGUAUCAAUAUCAUUUAUUAGGUUGCUCAUUUAUUUCAGCAACCUUGAUUUCCAUUGUUUGGGCUGUUGGUUGAUACGCUCCUACCAACUACUGUUAGUGGCUCGUUUUUUCUUUUGAUACUGAACUUUUGCCAAAAGAGUAUUUAAAAUGCCUUUCAAAGUGGUAAGAUUCCUUCCCCGAAUAAUUAACAAAUUUUAUUUGUAGUGAUAAUUCCAUUUCGAUAUAGGGUUUCUAUACCUAGUGUAAAGCUAGUUAAUGAUUAAAUGUUCAUUCAUCAUUCUUAUGUGAUUGUUCAGAGUGAAUGCUUUUUUUACAGAUGUCUCAAGUGUGCUGAUGCUCCUUGCCAGAAGAGUUGUCCAACACAGUUGGAUAUCAAGUCAUUUAUCACCAGCAUUGCCAAUAAGGUAUAAGCAUUUCUUGCUUAGUGAAACCUACCAACUGACAUUUCUUUUUAAUGUUCUGGAAUGGUUACAAAGUGUUACAAAUGAAAACUUUUGAAAAUGUAAAUGUUUUGGUCAGACUGAUGAGCAGCAAAAUGCAAUCAUGGCUUCUCUCUUUAGUUGCUAAUUGUAAAUAUGUAGCAGAUCAUGAUGUGGCUCUAUUAGGGUUGUUCCCACUUGGAUUGUUCUCAUUGUUGAUGUUUAAUAGAACUAUUACGGAGCAGCAAAGGCGAUCUUGAGUGAUAAUCCCCUUGGUCUGACCUGUGGUAUGGUAUGCCCUACAAGUGACCUUUGUGUAGGGGGCUGUAAUUUGUAUGCCUCUGAGGAGGGACCCAUUAACAUUGGUGGCUUGCAGCAGUUUGCUACAGAGGUAACUUAAGAUUUACUUUAGAUUUAGCUAUACUGAGCUGCUAAGAGAACUCAUAAACCAUCUUGAUUUUUAAAAUUAGGAAAUGUUUUCAAGUCUUAGUGUUCUGGUCAUUUUCACCUCCCAGCUUGAAAGGUAUGAGGUGGGAUCCUACCAAACCCACCUGGGAUUUGGAACAUCCACAGUGGAAUUUUGCCUAAAUAUUCAGGCUACAACCCAUAAAUUCCACCUGCAACUCCAGAUGGGAUUCUGCCUAAAUUUUCAUGUGAGAUCCCAUCAAUCCCACAGGCAGUGUCAAAAUUAGUUGACACAUUAUGUUUUGAGAGUUCCAUUUAUGUGUAGAAUAACACACCUGUUUCUUCCACACUUAUAAUCAUCAACAAGACCCACCUCUCCUAUUCAAUGUUGGCUAAAAGUUCAUGGAAUCAUGGUACAAUAUUGUUUUUGGGGGGAAGGGUGUGAAUAGAUUAACUUGACAGGGGCAAAAGAGAUCAAUUGAAGUAAAUGGGGGUUGACAAGAUCAAAGUGUCAACAUGCCAACUAUAGGUGCAACCCCAGAUGUGAUUGCAUUUUACUUGCCAUACAGUACCAGAUAGGAUCCUGCCUCACCCCCUUAUAUAAUCCAGGGUGGAAUCCUGCCUCAGCCCCCAUACAAUCCAAGUUGAGAUCUCAAAAAUAUCACCAAACUGUGAUAGGAUCCCUACAAUCCUAGGUGGGAUCCUUCUUUCCUCACUUGGGAUCCCAUCUUACAUCCCAUGUUACAGUCUUCUAGUGGGAUCCCAGCUGGGAAUAUUAAGCAUCCUAUACAAAAUCCAAGUUAAUAGGGAGCUUAUGAAUUGAUGACUUCUUUCUCAACGAUGACUUAAUGUGAUGUCAUUAACUUUGUCGUCGCCAUUUGUCAUUGCACGCCAAAUUUAGUUUACGAGUUGUGGACAUUGAUGUGGAGAUUUCUCACCAAAUUUAAGUCACAGACUGACUUUUUUUAUUUAGAAAUAGUUUUAUGAACAUGUUGAUUAAAAUGUCAAACUUCAGUAUGGAAGUAUGAUCAAUUUGAUUUGGAUGAGCUGGGAAAUGACCAGUGCAAAGCUGAAUUCCAAUUUUACAAAAAUGACAUUUUCAAACUUGCUGAAUAUCUUCAAUUACCUGAUGAGAUUGUUACUUACAACAGCCUAGUAGUUGGAUCAGCUCCUGCUUUAUGUAUCUAUCUCAAGCGCUUUAUGUAUCCUUGCCAUCAUGGGAACAUGGUUUCUCACUUUGCUAGACCUGUUCCGGAGCUUUGUAUUAUUACAAACUACAUGAUUGACUGGAUCUAUAACUGAUGGCAUCACUUACUCUCAAGAUAUAAUCAUGACCUGCUUUCCCCGGCAAAUCUUAUGUUUUAAGCUGAUCAGGCGAAGCUUUGGAAAGCUACAGGGGUUUAUUGAUGGAACAGUGCGGCCAGUGUGUAGGCCAGGAGAAAAUCAGAGAGCCAUUUUUAAUGGACAAAAAAGAAUACAUUCCAUAAAAUUCCAAUCAGGAGGGUUGCCUAAUGGGCUGGUUGGUCAUUUAUAUGGUUCAGUAGAACGAAAGUGUCAUGACAGUGGUAUGCUGACCUCGUCUGGGCUUUUACAGGACCUGCAAAGAUUUUCUAAUUCACCAGUUACUGGUUUACCCAUGUGUGUGUAGGGUGACCCUGCAUACCCUCUUAGAGCACACUUACAGGGACCUUACAAGGGAGGAGUGUUGACACUACAUCAACAAGAAUUCAACAAAUCUAUGAGCAGUGCCCGUGUUUCAGUUGAAUAGGUUUUUAAUGAUGUAAUCAAUUGUUUCAAAUUUUUGGAUUUUAAAAAGAACCUUAAAGUUGGUUUAAGUGCUGUGGGUAAAAUGUACAUAGUUCAUGCCCUGAUGCAAAAUGCCCACACUAUUUUAUAUGGUUCUGUUACCUCAGAGUACUUUGGUAUCAAUCCACCAGCUUUAGAUGACUAUUUCAUCUAACUAUUAGAACGAUAAAACGUGAAAGGGAUUACACAAGCAAGGACAUACAUCAGGAUACAUUUCAAAAUCAAACAUUUCAUGAUUCAUCAAAUUUUGGACAUUAGAAAGCAUUGAUGAAUAACAGCUGUGUAAAAAUUCCAGUAGAGAUGGUAAAAAACCCUCUCAUCAUCAAAAGCAAGCUUGCACAAUUUUUUUUAAUACUUGUUGGAAGUUAAAUAGGUUGAACUUAGGCGGCAAAGGGAAAAUCUAGCUUUGUAUGUAUAAUAAAAACAACAAAAAAUCAACCUGGUGAAUUCAAUGUCCCUUUUUCAAGAGUUCAAGUAGUGCUUGGCUACAUGUAUGUUGUUGUUGUUGCUGCAUAAACAUUUGACACAUCAUCUGGAACUGCUCUUGUUGAUUUUUCACCUGGUCUUAAAAUUGCCUGGACAUUUCUUUCUCUUGUUGAAACAUCAGGUUUUGUUGUGCCAAUGCCCUUUCUUGUUUCUUUCUAAAUUCUAGUUCUUCCUUCUUCAGCUCACAUUCCUUCUCUGUUGCUCCUCUUAAAUAGUCCAUCAUUUUGUUUGGUGUAUGUUUGCUUUUCUUCCGCAGUUGAUCAUCUCCUGCUCUUUUCUUUGUCUCACCAAGACAUUCCCUGGCUUUGUUUCACAUUUCUUCAACAGAAGCUUUUUCUUAAGCUGUUUUAUCGGAAAUUUGGUCGAGGCAAUUUCCUCUUUCACGACUUCCUAAUUUGUAUUUCUACAGUUCAAACAGCAUAACCUCUUUUCCCAACAAGACAUUGUGUUCUUUUGUCCAUUUCAUCACUGAGUUACUGAAAUAGCCAUUAAUAUCUAAUCAAAGACAGUAUAUUUUAAAGGACUGAAAUAUCAAACUUAGACAUGAGUAUUCAAUUGACAAAAAUUUUCAGUAUUUUCAGUAUUUUCAUUGCUAGUGCUGCAUCUUGUGACUACUUGGAAGCAUUGAAAGAACAUUUGUUUACUAUUCAAAACUAAUUUAAAGCCAAUGAAUGGAUAAAAACUUAGAACCUUUGAAUGAAGAAGACUAGUUUCUUUUACACUUUAUCUCUCUUGGUAUCUGAAUUGACCUUAAAAUGCCAAUGUCUCUUUUUAUUUAUUCCCUUACCGUGUGUUUGAAGGGCUUGGGUCAUUCUUUUUGCAGUUUGACAUCUUUCCUAUUUGAUAAAUAAGAACUAUGGUGUGAAUAACAUUCAAUGAAGCAAAAAGCUGCUUCAGGGAAGCUCCUGUCAGUAUAUUUGGAAGGUGUUUGUAGAUUGAGUGUUAGAUUCAGCAAAUAUUCCAAACAAAAGGUACCUUUUGAUGUGUUGCUACAAAGAUGACUUCAAAACAGCUCUUCUGAAGUAGUUGCCUCCUUCAAGAUGAUGCAUGAAAUAAUGCCACAUCCGGUAGCGCAUGUGCAUAAACUACUUCUAGUGUUGAUACCUCGUCAUCCUCUGGGAAGUCAUUGAUUUGUAAGCUCCCUAAUAUCCCAUGUAGGACUCUUCUCAAAUUUCUAAUGAUGUUGGAAAUUUAGAAUGGUGUCUAUGAAUUGAAGAACUUUUGAAAUAGGUAAAAGCUAAUAGUGCUUCAUGUGUAGUCUAAGAGAGUUAAAUAUUUUAAAAUGUUUUAAAUUGUCUACAUGUAUCUCACUGAAAUAUUCCAAAAAAUUUAGAUACAAGUGAGUAUCGGUAUUUAAUUUAUAAGUUGAUCUGAAUGAGUCCAUCACCCACCUGCACUUAAGUAUACUUACACUUAAAUAGUUAGUAAAUAACUAUACAGAAUAUAAUUAACAGCUUUUUAUUAAAAUUAUGAAUAGGGAUUUCAAUAGAAAUCUUUAUUUUCACCGUUAGAUUUUUAAGAAGAUGAGAAUUGGACAAGUACGUGAUCCUUCAGUGGUUUCUGUUGACCAGCUUCCUGAGAGUUACUACUCCAAGGUGAGCAGUAGUUGUUGGGCAAGUAUCCAAUGUAAGCUUUUGAAACAUUUGUAAUAAGGUAAUUGAUACAACACUAUAUCAGGAAGGUAUUCAAGUUUUGAAUGGUACUCUCUCUGAAUAUCAAUUGGUUUUUAGCUUGGUUUUAUUUUAUACUCCCCAUAGGUGGCGUUGAUUGGAUGUGGUCCUGCAUCAAUAAGUUGUGCAACAUUUUUGGCUCGUCUUGGUUACACAAACUUGACAGUAUUUGAAAAAGAGAAUUAUAUUGGUGGUUUAAGGUUUUUAAUUACACUUUUAUUCAGUAUCAAUGUGGUCCUUUUUGUGGAAAAUGAACAGAACAUCUACAUGUAGGUCAUGGUCUUCUUGAUGUACACAGAGUUAAACCUUGUAUGAAGUCAUCCACAGUUGCAGGACUAUUUUUUUCUGAAGGAGGAGCUAAAUUGAAUCAUUUUGUUGUAAGGAUUGAAAUCAAACCAAUAUGUUAAGUUACAGUACAUGCAGUCUUUGUGUUGGAGCUGUAAUUGAUGAGUCUGUAAUGUGAUAUUCAUCUUAUUUAAAGGAAAUGACAACUUAAUUUGUUUUAAAAACCUUAAAGCUGCAUUGAGGUCAGACCAAAACUGAAUGAAUGAUAUAGCAUGACUUAUCCAAUGGUGAACUACAUGCAUUUAUACGCUUCAUUUGUUAUGCCAUGUUUGAGGGAGAUGCUCAUGUACUCUCUGGUAAAGUUGUCAAACAGAUACAUUUACAUUUACAUGGAGAUCACAAUUUUCUGGGAUAGUAUAUCUACAUAAUCAUUAUAUCAUUCCUUUGCCCCCUCCUCUCAGCUCCUCUACAAUCUGUGCUUUUUUUUCUGUGAUAUUGCAACAUCAAAUUUGGAAACACAGCUGGGCUAUUAGUGGCAACCAGCUCUUCAUUUUAAUUUUUGGCUCUUGAUACUUCCCUAGAAGUAGCUUUGUGGAUAUUGUGUUAUGGCAGAUUGUAGCUGUAGAGUCUGGUCCAAUGUCUUGCAACUUUUGCUACACAAGUAGAAAUGGUGCAAGGCAAGAUGCUUGCACCAGCAGACUUGCUUGAAAGAUAGUAGGGUAGAAUUCAUACAGCUGUUUACAUCAUGCUGGAUAUAUUAUUAUGGGCAUCACCAGCGUAUUGAUCACCACCUCUUGAAGUAUGGAGUAAGUAAGAAUUCUCAUAGGAAUGCUGUACUCGUAAUCUGACAGACAUACAUACAUUGGCUGCUCUAAUCAAACUACUGUGAUUUUGUUUCUAAACAGCUCCUCAGAGAUUCCACAAUAUAGGCUUCCAUAUGAUGCAGUUAACUUUGAAGUGGAACUCAUGAAGGACCUUGGAGUCAAGGUAACCAAUUUUGUUUUUCUUCAUGCAAAUUGUAAAGCAUUUUGUUGUAUGCUUUGUUAAUAAACUUUAGUCUAAGUAGUAAAGUUUAGAUGUCAGAGGUGUCAUUGUAGAGUAGGUGGCCUGUUCGUAGACAAAACUUAGGGUGGCUAGUAGCAACAACAGACUGGGGUACUUUGAGUACCCCUUGAAAAUGACACACUUACACCUUUGGAUACUUGUGCUGCUCUUAUGUACCUUAGCUCAAAAUUCUAGAAUACUCCACUACGAGCUAACUUUGGGAAUGUAUCCAGCAAAUUACAUUCAGGGAUUUACACAUGCUUUGAAAGUGAAGUUGUUAGAUGUAACCAAAAAAUCUGUUAGGUCAUUGUUGAGUGGGUAGUCUCGUAGAAUGUUUUGGAAGGACAGUAGGCAGGCAAAGACAUUUUUCGGUAUUAUGCAUUUUAAAUUUCUUGUAAGUUUAUUGUUCUUGAUAGGUCUUUACUUUUCUCUGAAAAAUUUGGAUGUAUUUUUUGAACAUGAUUUUAUUUCAUGUAACCCAUGCAUAAUUCUGCCAACCCUCUGGUUGCUUAACCUCAGCUAUGUUGAUAUCUCUGAAUGAUGGUAUUUGAUAUAGAUAUACGUGGAGAUCAUGCUUGUCUCCUGAAAAAAAAAUGCAAACAAAUUUAAUCCAACCUUGCUGUUGAUAUUUCAGAUUGAACUUGGUAAAGGUUUAGGUAAAGAUGGACUUUCCAUCAAAGCUAUCUGGGAAGCAGGGUAUGAAAGCAUCUUUAUUGGUAUUGGUAAGAUCUGUUCCAUCUUUUGAUUUUAUCACAGUGAUUUUUGAGAGACUGUGGAUUUUCUGUUUGUUUUACAAAAUACUGAUUAAAAAGAAGGUAGCUUCUUUGCUGAGUCUGAUAUGAAUAUUAUCACCUUCACAUAGGUUUUAAAAUAAUCAACUUUUAUCGUCUCCAAUUUAGAGGUAAACAAUUAAAGGUACUCUCUCUAAAAAUCAUCCCACUGGUUGAGUCAAGUUAUGUGAAUUUGACUGCUGAAAAGCUGGGGGUGAUCUCUGUCUGACUUUGUUUAUCUAUUUAUCAAGAUGACUUUUGACAGCUGACCUUGAAAAGCUAUUUUGAUGUGUAUUUCCCACAGCUAAACAGAUUGCAAGGAUGAUCAGUAAUUUUAGAGUGGAUGUACAUGUAAUAAUAUGUAGUUUGUGUAUAUCACAUAAUGACACAGAAUAUGUGGUUGCUAACCAGGUCUGCCUCAGCCCAAGCUAUCACCAGUGUUUGCUGGGUUAAAUGUGCAGAAUGGAUUCUACACGUCUAAAGAUUUCCUACCAGUGGUAUCUAUGGGAAGCAAGGCUGGUAAAUGGACUUAAUGUCUUGAAAACAGUGUUCUCUGGGAGGAACUUAGCACAGAAUUUACUCUCAUCGUUAGAUAUACAUUCUGUCUAAUGGUUACCUUGCUCUGCUUCCCUAUGUAAUCAAUCUUAGCCAGUCUUUGCACAGCCAUUUCCCAACUUCCUUUAUGUAGUUAUAAAUGUGUAUGUGUGAGAACAAGUGCACGUGUGAGAACAAGGGUUAAAAACGUCAGUGGCCACUGAGAGGCAGGAAAUGUGAAAUAUCUGUGGGCUUGGAAUAACAUACAUCCUAGACUCCUCCUCCUUGUCAUCACCAAUUAUCAUUCUUGGUGUGGUGUUUUUAAGCAAAUCAAACCAGUAAAAUUUGAGAUUAUCAUUGGUUACACAAAAGACCCUUCAAACUUAAAUUAUCUACGGUGUUACACUUCUUUUCCCCCCCUCCCCUCCCUACUUUUAUCUGUUCAGCUACUCUGCUUGUACUCAUUAAAUCCAUUGAGGCCCCCAAACUGAAACUAGACUGAAACUGAGUUCAAACUUUGUUGAAGUAAAUGUCUCAAAUUGUUCAGAAAAGCUUACAAACUGAGGAGGACAAAAUGACUCACUGAUACAUAACAUUAUUAAGUUCAAAAGCUUAGAUAACGUGAACUAAGGAGAUAUGAUAGGAUUUUAAAAGUCAAUGUUUCCUUGUAGGUAUGUGUUCCUGUAAAGCAAAACUACCAGAACUCUUUGGACAUGUGAUUGUCCUUGGGUGUGGAGACACAGCCUUUGACUGUUGUACUUCUGCUCUCCGUUGUGGAGCUCGCAAAGUAUCAGUCAUCUUCAGAAAAGGCUUCACUAACAUAAGAGCAGUGCCAGAAGAGGUCAGUUAGGUUAUUUUCUUCUUGGUACAUGUUAUUAUAGGUUAACAAAGGGAAAGUUUGAUUGCUAGUCAAACUUUCAACAACUUGCAACUCAAAUGAUGCAGAUAGCAUUUUCUAACUACAACUCAAAUUUCCCAGAUAAAACACAAUGAAAGACAAACACAUUUUCUUUCAAUCAGCUUUACUUUGUAUCUUCCACAAUUUUGACUGUAACUUGGCUGGUGGUAUUUGUCCCAUGGAAUGAAGUGAUGGGCAUGGCAGAGUGGUGAAGCGAGGGUGGUUCAGGUCUUGUAGAAUGCGGUCUAUUUGCUCACAGUUAUUAUCAAAUUGCUUUGACGUUGGUGUCUUCACUCAACUUCAAUCUGACUGACCCUUUCUUGAUCUCAGUUUACAACCUCCUGGAAUGGAGAGUAUGCUUCUUAAAAAAAUGGUGCAGUUUCUAUUCUUCUUUUGGAUCCUUUAAUUUUAUUAAGGAGUUUGAAUUCUAACGUGAGGUAUAACAAUGACCAAUGUUGAGCCAAAUUCUGCGAAUGGAUUGUUGCAAACAUGGUAUACAUGUACUGUAGCUCUAUGUGCAUAUCAGGGCCUCGGGGUGAUUGACUUUCUUUACUUACUAUAGAUGCAACUGGCUGUCGAAGAGAAGUGUGAAUUCUUGCCUUUUCUGUCACCAAAAAAGGUUUGGAACUCAUCUUGUCUUUUUUCCUUUUUGUAACCUGGUAAUUCACUUAGUUAAAUUUAUCCUAAAAAUUGAGUUUAAGGUUAAUGGUGCCAAUUAUGUUUGGUAUAUGAAUUUAAGGUUCAUGUUAAAGAUGGAAAAAUCUGCGCUAUGGAGUUCAGCAAAACAGAGCAGGUUUGUUUGCAAUCUCAACGUCAGUUUUAUUGUGUUAUGUUUAGAUAUAAUUGUCAAUUAACUCUGAUCGAUGUUUAUGAUGCCUUUUAAUUUAGUUGGACGAUGGUUCAUGGAUUGAAGAUGAAGAACAGACUCUAAAGAUAAAAGUAAACUUUGUCAUUUCAGCGUUUGGUUCCACUCUUGCUGAUAAUGAUGGUAAGGGACUGUUACUGUAGUGAACUCCUUUUUGACCACCUUGCGCACUCGUGAUGAAAUGUUUGAUGCGAAAUUUAUAUCCACAUGGGUCCUUCAUCUAUUGAUAACAGAGUUCCGUGGUUAGUCGAGGAUUCGUGUCUUCUGACAGUAAUUUUUUUUUCUUUGGAGGACACAAAGGGGGAUAUCGCGAAAAUGAACGCAUUGCAUUUAAAUGUUUCUUAAUAGGACUAUUUUAACAGAAGAACUGGGCUCCAUACUAAAUGAAUAAAUGACUCAAUUUCUGAGUAGAGUGGCUCAUUACCACUGUGAUUCUGUGUUAAGAUCUGAGUUGAUUCCUUUUUCAAUCCUUUUUUCCAUUCAUGACUGACCUAGAUGAUGAUCCUAUUUUGGCCUAAGUCUCCGUGGACAUGUUCUGUUUAGACAUUUUUCUCAUAGUAAUAUAUUUUGUAGCAAAUGGUAUUUAGUAAGUAGCAAGCCAGGUUGAAUAUUGCUCAAAAGGCAGACCGUGAUUUGGUGUACCCUUUGGGGUUAUGAUAUUUUGAUUCUUUUUUGACGCAGUACAGGUCCAUUACAUUUUAUAUUCCAUUGCUUCAAUUUCGCAUAAAACAUGUGAAUACGUGGUGAAGAUGCAAGUAUUGAAUAAUUGCAAACAUUGAAUGAUGCUGCAAGAAAUUUUCAGUGAACAACAUAUAGUGUUGUAGAUACAGAAGCAGUUCAUGUACAUUGUGGAUUGUAAUUGUAACAGUUAUCAAAGCCAUGGCACCUUUGAAGUUCAGUAAAUGGGGACUCCCAGAGGUGGAUCCACACACAAUGAGUUCAAGUGAGCCUGGAAUAUUUUGUGGAGGAGACAUUGCUGGAGUGGCGAACACAACAGUGGAAAGUGUUAAUGAUGGAAAGCAAGCUGCCUGGCAUAUUCACAAGUAUUUACAGGUUUGUCCUUAUCUCACAGUAGAAUGGACAGAAAUGUCCUGUUUGAUUUAUUUUCAUGCUAUUUGUUAGAGGCUCACUAAAAGCGGUUAAUAGCUCUAACGCACGAUGAUGUCUGUCAUUUACUGAAAAUUCACCCCAAGCCUCGUUUGUACUAAAAUAUUGUGCCAAAAUAUCAGUCUUAAGUUAUUUUAAUAUGAGUUACUUUAUUGAUGUUUUCACGAGGGUAUUCUUUCGAUUUCAGUGUUCUAGGAAUAAUUUCUGAUUAACAAUCAACAGUCCGCGCUUUGAAAGCGAGGCUAGGGGGUGAAAUUGUAUAUUCCUACGUAAAUGUGCACAAGACUCAUUUAUGAUAACACGGAUUGAAACUUAAUAAAGACUGAGGUAAACUCUUUCGCUACUUAGUCUAAGCACAAUUAUUUGUCUUGAAUUCCUGUUCCUCUGUUUUAAGACACUUUUUCUUGAACCUGUGUUCAAUCAUGCUGUUGUGUACAAUCCGAACCCUGGAACAAGCUGGGUACUUUCACUGAAUAUUUCCAUUCCAUCUGUCAGCGUAUUAACAAAUCAUUUAACAAAUCAUUUUAAAAUCUGCUACCUCUCAAUCCCUUAUUGCUACCUAACUGUUACAUAAUUACAUCCUAAAUUUUCUUUCAGUACCAGUCUUGUGUAAUGAAUUUGUCUAAGUGUCAUUUACACCAUUAAUUUUUCUUGUUGUGUUCAUGGAUACAACCUCGAUUAGGUGUUUUCAAAUCACCUACUGAUGACUGCAUACCUUUUAAAAACUGUGAAAUUGACAAAAUGCAGUGCGCUUGGUAAAUGGUAGAUGAAGGAAAAACUUUAGACCGCGAGGUUGACUAAGGUUCAUAACGCUUCAGGUACGGCUAUCAUUUCAGCUGACUCUUACCAGGUCAGUGAACUGUAAUGAUCGUUUCAAAGUUUUCCUUCUGGACUUGAGGAACCUCUUUACGUUCACAUUCGCAACAAAAUUUCAUAAAUUCAUUCAUGUGUGUACUCGUUUCGCGGUACGUGAUAAUUUAUCUCUGGCUAUUGGAAGCGAAAAAAUUUCAUAACGCAGUGCAGUGCUCGUCCUAAACUCGCUACUCGGCUCUACCGUUCUGCGUUCUUGGUUGCCUGCGUGGCAGAAUUGAUACACUUUCAAGGAAUGAUAUUCCUCGUAGCAGAUCUGCAUAAACUGACUCACUGUGUCUCGGUUGUAUCUCGACGUUUUACGAUUUAAUUUAGUGGAAACCUUUGUCUUUCUGUGUGUCACGGUUGCUUUCUCUCUCUUUGGAUGCUCGUACAAAUCAAGACUACUCAAAUUUGGUGCGUUCCUUUAGUAAUCAGAAACUAUAUUCUUACUUCUGAAUAUGAUUUACGUACAUUGUUUACCUCUCCUUCUAAUGUCUAUUGUAUCAAACCUUGGAGACCAUCACUAACCUUUCUUUAAACGGAUGAAAGUCUGUCCUUUUGCUUAUCAGAUGACUUUUUGAACCAGUGUAGAUUCUCUCUCACGUUACUAGAUGAAUUGUAACAACAUAAUUGAACUGUUGUCACAGGCACUAUACGGCUUACCAGUACCAAAGGAGCCGUGUUUGCCGAAGUUCUACACUCCUAUAGAUGAAGUAGACCUCAGUAUAGACAUAUGUGGAUUAAAGUUUGUGAAUCCAUUUGGCUUAGCAAGUGCACCUCCAACUACCAGUGCUGCCAUGAUCAGACGAGGAUUUGAAGCUGGCUGGGGAUUUGCCGUAACGAAGACUUUUGCACUUGACAAGGUAAUAAAAGAUUUGCGCGCCCUUUGUCAUCAUCUGAUUGUCGCAGGUUAUAUCACCAGCGUUAACGUCGAAAAAAACAGAACAUGAAAUUGAAAAUGUUUGGCAAGAAUAGUUGGACUUGUUGUUGACAUUUGCUUUCAAGUUUUCACUAAGUGUAAACUUGAAAGCACUGUGUAAACUUGAAAGCACUGUGUAAACUUGACUGUGUAAACUUGAAAGCACUGUCGCUAUCGAAGGAGACGUAAUAGGACUGGCAGAUAGUUCUGUGGGAAGAAAUUGUUUUCGUUAAAUAACAUUAUCUGAUCUGAGAGGAAGUCAGAAUCCCAAUAUUUAGAAAGAUACUGUCAUGGAAAAACUGUAGCCAUACUGCACCUGCUUACGUAGCUAUGCAAAUUUCUAAUCUUUCCGCUUGUGUUUAAGGAUGUUUUGUUGUUGUUUUUCCAAUAUAGGACAUUGUAACUAACGUGUCACCUCGCAUAGUGCGCGGAACAACCUCAGGUCAUCUGUAUGGCCCAGGUCAAGGUGCUUUUCUCAACAUAGAACUCAUCAGUGAAAAGACAGCAGCUUAUUGGUGUCGCUCUGUGACAGAGCUCAAGAAAGAUUUUCCCGACAAGGUUUGUGUUAUUUGUAAGCGGAUAUAUUUUUUUACUGUUAACUGGUUCACAGAGAUAUUAAUUUAGGUUAAAGUUGAAACCUUGUUCGUAGGGGAUAGAAUAUGUGGCUGUUUGUAAAAAGUACCCAUUUACACCCCCUUGCAGUGUUGUUUGAACAAAUUUUAUCCGAUGAAAACAAAGAAGUUUUUAAUUAAGUGAUAUCGAAACUGUGAAAGGUCGAAUGGGGGUCUUAAUCGGAUGUUCCCACCAUUUUCCCAAUAAUUCUAGUAUGGCUGUAGUUGUCAGUUAUGGCUUCAACGCUUGAAAACAACACAUUUAAGUAUUUUUAAUUUUAAAGUUUUUUGGUGGAAACACGUAAUUCCAAAUUUUACAUUGUCUGCAAAAGAAAUUUAUUGUGCUCUGAAAACUGAAAUGGAGAAAUGACAGUAGCUGAUUUAAGUUGAUAAAUUUGUCCGGAGAUGGUUUUACGUCAUAUGUAUUUCGUUCAUGAAAAUAUGAUUCAUAAUUUCUAUUGUAGGAUAAUAAGGUUAAGACUCUCAUUUUUGUCUUGCCAGAUCGUAAUUGCCAGCAUUAUGUGUGGAUAUUCCAAGGAAGACUGGACUGAAUUGGCUAAAAUGGCCGAGGUAAUUUAAUUUGUCUGAAAAAUUAAAAUAUACUCGCCAAGGUCUUGUGUAACAAACAAGGUAUAGAAUCCAUUAGAAACUUGGAGAAAAACAAAAUUAUUGUGGUGAAAACUAAUUUCUUAUCCAGUCAAAAGUGUUAAUGACAAAAAUUCUCAGUAAACAAAAUCCUAUCAAACUUGUAAAUCAGUCUGCGAAUGCCCCACUGUUUUUGACUAAAGGAAUUAGAAACUAAAAUGUCGCCUGAAAAACAGAACAGCAGUUGUUGUUUGAAAUUUUAUUCUGAUUUCGAAAAUAAAGUAAUUCAAAGAGCAUUGUAUUGUUAUCAUUGUUAUGACAAGUGUCAGUCCAAACCCAGUAACAACUGAGUAUAUCAUGACUUUAAUUCUCAUAUGAAAUUAUGUUCUGUCAAAGUUAAAUGUUUAGUUUAGAAAGGUUCAACUUAAGCAAAUUGUUACACCUGAAUCAUUUGUUAAAUGAUUCUCUUACAGGAUUCAGGAGCAGAUGCACUAGAAUUAAACUUAUCAUGUCCACAUGGAAUGGGAGAGAGAGGCAUGGGUCUAGCUUGUGGUCAGGUGUGGGUGGCUCUCCUUGCAUUUUCCGUUAUAUUCAACCAACUGAACCAUAUUAGUCUCGCACGUUAUGUUACAUUGGGAAAAUAUUUCCAUUUGGGUGCAUUUAUUUAGCAUAGUCGUUUGUUUUUCUUUUUUUUUUUUUUUUUUUUUGCAGAUUAACUAAAGUUUAGGGUAUUUCAGAAAGCAUCGAUGGAGAUAAAAUAGGGUGGAAAUUUUAAAGGAGUUUUUGGCAGUUCAGAUUGCGAUUUUUUGAAAAAGGUUCUAAAAGAAAACGUUUGUGGUUUUGUGGCAAUUUCAUGUUAAGGAUUUUCCCGACCAGUGUGAAAGAAAAGAGCUUUGACAAGCAGACUGAGUUGUCUAGUUUGCAACAUGUACAUUUUCCAUGUUGAACUGCGCUUGUUGUCGCCAAUUUUGACAAAUAUUUGCCAACAUAUUUGAACGUUAUUCGAUGUUUUCAGUCUUCGUUAUAAGUAAUUUUGUGAUCUUAAAUUGUAUGAUGUAAAACGACGCAGAUGCCAGCAGUAGUUCUUAGAUUAUCUUUCAGGUAUACAGUAAAGGUAAAAAUUGUAUUCACUAUGAAGGUUGUUGCAGUCAAAUUUUACGUUAUAAUUAUUGUUCAUCGACUGUUCUUUCAGCGAUGCAAAGUUUAAAAUGAAGAAAUUCCAUUUCCGUUACCGACCAUAAAUUUGCAACGGCUGUUUGGUCUUCUCAUCUGCUAUGGCAUUUUUAUCCCAUACUUAUUAGCUUGUUAUUUGUCGGCUCAUUUCACCUUUUUGUUCCUGACGUUUGCAUGUAGAAAAAGUAAUCGAAUAUAUUAUUUUUACAGGACCCAGAAUUAGUCCGAAACAUUUGCCGAUGGAUACGAAGUGCCAUUAAAAUUCCAUUUUUCGCAAAAUUAACCCCAAAUGUCACGGAUAUCGUCAACAUUGCCAGAGCUGCCAAAGAAGGUAUGAUUUGUCUUAAAGUUGAUUGGAAAUGGAAUAGAUGAAGUGUUUUCUCUUUUCUUCCAACUUAAGUGAUCCUGGGGGCCAUUCUUACCUACUUACCCGUAAGAUACUUAUGCUUAUCCCUUCCAUUGGUUAGAGUCCUUGGAAAGAUGAAAGGAUAUGUAAUAAUGAAAAUCAGUUACGGCAUAGUGAACACUUCUUCCCAACUAGUGCCGGAUUUUGUCGUGGACAAGCGUGUCAUCGAACCUACUUCAGCGUCCUUUGAACUAGUGAAUCUCCAGGAAGUAACUGAAAAACUAUAGGCCUUAAAAACAUUGAAAGCUCAAAAUUCGUAGAUAAAAGAGAAAGAAAGAGAGUGCUUUUUAAUGAGGUGUACAGUUUAUCCGCUGUUUUUUUUUUCGUUGCGUAUUGAAGGGGACUGGGACUCACCAUGCUCUCUCAAUUUUUCUGCAUUUUUUCCCUUUCGGGAAAUACCACCCACGUGCAAAAUGGCAGCAUAACAAAGUAUGGCAGGUUACUUCGAAGCGCCGAAAAAACUGAAAAUAAAAGCUGACUGAACUGAAGGGAAUCAUUAGACUUAAAAACUAAUCGGACUCGAAGACACGAGUUAGAAUGUUUCAAAAUUCUUGGAAAGAAAGUUUCACAAGGACGAAAUGUACUGUUAUGUAUGUAGGAGGUUGUCCUGCUCUGGCUGAUGAAAGAAGUUCUUUGUACAUUGGUUGUGCAUCUGGUGGGAAAUUAAACCAACUAAAGGAAAUAAGACCAAAAAUCCAACCGAUUGAGUUUUUAUUUUAAUAUAUUCCUCAUUAGUUUUUUUGGAAUUGAACCAAGGAGAAGUGGAAUUCAAAAAUAUUUUCUUAUCCUGUGACGUCUUACUCAUACAAUGAUAAAUUAGUAAUUAGAGUGAUUGUUCGAAGUUUUUGUUUUUAGCAACGCAAAGUUUGAAAUAUAAGUUUAAAAAAUUGAGAACAUUGCAAGGAUGAGUACAAGGGACUCGUUGCUGUGUACGGCUAUUGACAAAAAAGUGUUCGCUCUGCUCUGUCUUGACCACAACUAAAUAAACUAGAGCUUAAUAAUUUUGCUUUUCCACAAAGAUCAUGAUAGCGAGAACUGCUACCUUAAACUUCUUCGUUAGCCACAAUUUACUUAGAAAGACUAAAAAAUGCUUUAAUGAGUUUACUGACCUCCUGUUCUCUUAGGAUAAGCUGAAUAAAGGGCAACCGUGAAUAUGUCACAAGAGGACACCUUUUUAAAUAUACAAGUUUGCCUUAAUUAUUUAUUAUUAUUAUUUAGAUACGUUACCGUACCUUCCGUACCUUACCUUGACCCUCCAUGAAUAGUAGAAGCUUGAUGGAAACCUUUAGGACUUUCAAGGACUCAUGGAAUUCCAAUAUGAAGUGAAAAGCUUCAUUAUUGUUUCAGGUUGUGCUGAUGGAGUGACUGCUACUAACACAGUGUCUGGCUUGAUGGGCCUGCGUCCGAACAGUGCUGCAUGGCCAGCAGUCGGAAAAGAACAAAAAACUACUUAUGGAGGUGUGUCCGGCAAUGCAAUUCGACCCAUUGCAUUACGAGCUGUAUCUGCAAUUGGCAGAGCCCUUCCUGGUUUUCCAAUCUUAGCUACUGGGGGAGUGGAUAGUGCCGAAGCAGCGCUACAAUUCCUUCAUUGCGGAGCAUCUGCUGUUCAGGUGAAAUGCUCAUCCUUGUGCUUUGUGGAUUAAAAGUGUGUAAUAAGUUAACUUAGAAAAUUUAGGGCUGUUAAGUAAGAAAAAUCGACUGUUGAACUUAAUGAAUCCUUUUUGUUUUUUAACGGAGUGAAACAGGGCUUUCUUAGUUGCUUACAUAAUAACCUAAGUACGAAACUGGCCUCAAAACUUAUAAGAUCAAAGAAAAGGAAAGAUAACAUAGCCCAACGUCAUUUAGUGGCAUUCGUAUUUCGUGAUAACCGAGUAUUGCGUGUUCACAAGUUUGUUUUCCUCGUUAAAGAAUAUUUACCUUCAUAAUCUUACCUCUCUUUCGAUAGACUUUCAUGUACAAAAAUUUACCCUGAAGACAAGUGAAAUUUGCUUCGAAAUAUUUGGAAGUAGAAGAGUAGAAUAGAGAACAGCGUCCGUCUCGAAUUUGAUGAACUACGCUGCCAUGAUGGAUUGUCUAGUGGAGAUGUCAAGUGACAAUAAAUAUGGUCAUGGUCGGCAAAGCCCCCGUCUUCUACCAAUUUGUAAUUUGUUAUUUUCUAUCCAGGUAUCGAGUGCUGUACAAAACCAAGACUUCACCCUAAUUGACGAUUACACGACUGGUUUGAAGUGCUUGCUUUAUCUUCAAACUGUUCAAGAACUCUCUACAUGGAAUGGCCAAAGUCCUCCUACACCCAAACACCAAAAAGGCAAAACUGUUCCUAAAAUAGCUGAGCUUGUGGGAAAGGUCAGACAACAUGACUUAACGUACUGUUUUAUGGAUUGGUGUUCUUAGAUUGAUUGAGAAUUCUAAAAGUUGCCCUAUGAAUUACUCACCUUUUCAUGCAAGGGAGGGGUCAGUGGGGUGGUCGGAGGGGUUGGUGUGAGUCAUCGCUUUUGUGCCUUAGUAAGGUGUAGAUCUAUGUCGAUUGGAUGAUUGAUCGUCGCUUUUUUCUGAAUGUUAUAUGUAGCUUUAUAAUGGAACUUUAUAGAAACUUCUUUUAUGUGCGUUCCCGCUGCCGCUACUACCGUUCUAUUUAUUAUUAUUAUUAUUAUUAUUAUUAUUAUCAUCUUGGUGCUUAGCAGUCGAGUUCGUAGAAAUGUAAGCUAGAGACAUAGCUGGCAAAACGGCAACCGUCCAUACAGCUUUGGUAGAUCUAAGAUUGUUUCUAAAAAUCGUAAUUUAUCCAAAUAUAUCCUAACUAAUAUACCCAAACUAAAACGACCAGUACAUCCGGGAACCGAGGGGCAUAUUUUUCGUAUGUGACACGAAUGGCGAUACGAAUGACGUCACAAUCCCCGCCUCGGUUUGUUUGUUGUUUAGAAAAUUAAAUGGCGGCAAGAUUUGCUGUGGUAAGUGACGAUGAAGUAAAUGCAUUUUCCGAACAACUAGAGAUCGAGAACACCACAAUAAACAAUGACAUCACAUGACCAAGGACACCACAAUGAAUCAUUUUAAAGGAAAUUCUCGAAAGUUGUGACGAGACAGAGGUAAAUUUUUGUUCUAUGCGUGCUGAACAGCCUUCAAAGGUUCGAAGUGAAAAGAGGCUGACAAUUUACAGUAUCUGAUGAUCAAGUCAGAGUCAGCAGUCGAAUUUUCAUUUAGCUGUAAAAGCAGUUCACAUGUAUUUUUGGCCUAAUUGACGGUGUUUUUUGUAAAACUUUUAUAAUUUGGGCACCGGGUAUUUUGUUAGUAUACCCAGUAUUUGUAUUAAAGCCUGCUAGAGAUAUUUAUUCAGGGAAUUUCUAUCUUAACAGUCCCUUCCUAGUUUUGGACCAUUCCUUCAGGAAAGAAAUGCUGUUGUUGCGAGGUAUAAAGAAAACAUUGACCUAUUGGGUAAAGAAUUUGAGCCCGAGGAAGUCAGGCCAGCUUUUAAACCGGACAAACCUGCUCUACCACUCAAGGUAACUUGAAUACUGAAUGUUCACCAUAGAGGGCACAGUUUGAACAUUCAGGGGAUAGAGAGGAAUCUAUUUUUAAAUACCUUCAGUGAAUUCUUGUAAUUAUCUUUCGUUCUGUGUCUAUAAAGUAGAAAUUUCUGGUAUGAAUUCAUUUCUUUUAGCAUCUGCAUUUUACUUUGGCAGGAUGUAGUUGGCGCGGCUUUGGACCGAAUUGGCUCCUAUGGUGACCUGGAUAACAGGCAACAAGUUGUUGCUGUAAUUGACGAAGAUUUAUGUAUAAACUGUGGCAAAUGCUACAUGACUUGUAAUGACUGUGGCUAUCAGGCUAUCACCUUUGAUGCUCAAACACAUCUUCCGCAUGUUACUGACGACUGUACUGGCUGUACAUUGUGUUUUUCUGUUUGCCCAGUUAUCGGUAAGACUUCGUCAGAUACUUUAAUAUCAGACCUCUCAUGUAGGCUGUCUGCUUCCAAUGUGUUGGGUUUUUUCCCCCUACUCAACAAAAGUUCCCUUGUACUAGGUUGCCAAGCAUUUCAGUUGUAAGGAGGCUGAAGGCGACCUAGUUAAAAUACAAACCCUGUCGGUAUUCGGAUAGGUAUUAAUCUGUUAUCAUGCUAGUUUCUUGUCUCUAUCGUGGCAAGGACAACUUAACCCUUCGCCCUCCGGCCUCAAAGGUGAAAUUGACAUUUAAAGGCUACAAAACUUUAAAAUUGAUUGAUGCUUACUGAAAAUAUUGAUGUCAAUGAAUGAUGGUUGAUGUCAAUUAUUUUGAGAAUUUAAUCGAUGAUGGCUUUUUUCUUGCAGAUUGUAUCAAGAUGGUUCCGAGGGGAGGUCCUUACAAGCCAAGCCGUGGUGUUCCGCUGGCUGUUAUUGGAGAGGCAUAAAUUAAAUUCAAUCAGCAGUCGAACUGACUGCUGAACUUUUGGCAGUCCACAUCAAUCAUUAGACAUUUUAGAGUGUGCCGAGUACUUUCUCCACAGGGAACACUCUUUUUUUUCUUUUUGUGGUCUUAAAUCCGUUAUGAUUAUUUAACUUGAGAAGGGUUGGGAAUUGGACGAUAAUUAUUUGUUUCAUUCUGUUAUCCUUUUUAUGUUUUUGUGCCUUAGGGAAGCUUACCUUUUAUACAACUACGAUGAUGCUAGAGAUGAUACUAGUGAUAUCGAACAGGUGAUACGCAAAAUCAGUGAUGACUGUGUGGUCAAGAAUCGUGAUCAUGAGCAUAGUUAUCGAUGUUCUCAGUAAAUUUCGUUUUGUACUUAAUGCAAAUAGUAAUAAAAAUCUCCCUUCAG